GAAACUCUCAGAAUUCAGAAUGAUGGAGGGGGGGUAAGUUGCGACUGGGCGGAACACCGCGGCGUCUCCUUUCCUCCCGCUCUUCCCAGUUGCUACUAAACAUGGCGUCUCGAAGAAAUCGCCCCGCCUCAGAACAUGACAGUGAUGAUGAUUCAUACGAAGUACUGGAUUUAACAGAAUAUGCAAGGCGUCAUCAUUGGUGGAACCGGGUAUUUGGCAGAAAUUCUGAACCUAUUGUAGAAAAAUAUUCUGUAGCUACUCAGAUUGUAAUGGGUGGUAUAACAGGCUGGUGUGCAGGAUUUUUGUUUCAGAAGGUUGGAAAACUUGCAGCAACUGCAGUAGGUGGUGGCUUUCUUUUGCUACAAAUAGCUAGCCAUAGUGGUUACAUACAAAUUGACUGGAAAAGAGUCGAAAAAGAUGUAAAUAAAGCAAAAAAGCAGCUCAAAAAACGUGCAAACAAAGCAGCACCAGAAAUCAACACAUUAAUUGAAGAGUCAACGGAAUUUCUUAAACAGAACAUUGUGGUGUCUGGUGGGUUUGUCGGAGGCUUCUUGUUGGGCCUUGCAUCUUAAGGACAUGAUUUUCAUCAUCCUGCUGACUUAACCACAGUAAAGACGAAUGACAACAAUGCACAGACCCUUUCUGAGUCUCUUCCUAAAUCUCCUGAGCAAGAAGGAUGGAAUUACCAGACACAUUGGAACAUUUUAUGUCUUAGGCUUUACCUCCUUAAGCUUGCCAAAGCAGGUUUGCUGAAAAUUCUGCUUUGCAUUCAGUAUCAUUCCUGAAGAAAAAAAGGCUAAUUCUCAUAAUAUUUUUAUUUUCUUUUAGACUUCAUAUGAAUAUGUUAUUUUUGUUCUGCAUUUCUCAUUUUAGGGUUUAUAUUUAUUAUGUAAAGUUAUCUCAUAUGUGGUUAAUAUUGUACUUCAAGUGCAGGGCUAGCCAUCUUUCUUUUGAAAUCACUGCAUAAUAAUUUGUACAUGUAAUAUCUUUUUUUUUGCAAAGAUAAAAUAAUAAGCAACUAUGAACCUAUUAAAGAGUAAAAAUAU
Candoia aspera is the source of this 1046-nucleotide messenger RNA. It is a transcript of the gene FUNDC1, whose product is annotated as FUN14 domain containing 1. The record is from RefSeq and is a predicted model, not a curated record. Gene Ontology annotation, biological process: autophagy of mitochondrion. Gene Ontology annotation, cellular component: mitochondrial outer membrane. The transcript is spliced from 5 exons. NCBI's taxonomy places the organism in Eukaryota, Metazoa, Chordata, Lepidosauria, Squamata, Candoiidae. Bases 102 to 572 code for a protein of 156 amino acids.